Callorhinus ursinus (northern fur seal) is the source of this 2007-nucleotide messenger RNA. It is a transcript of the gene GLO1, whose product is annotated as glyoxalase I. The record is from RefSeq and is a predicted model, not a curated record. NCBI's taxonomy places the organism in Eukaryota, Metazoa, Chordata, Mammalia, Carnivora, Otariidae. Gene Ontology annotation, molecular function: lactoylglutathione lyase activity; metal ion binding.
AGCACCCGGGCGGGGAGGAGUGUGGGUGGUUGCGGUGUUCUCCGUACUGUAGCCUGUGAAACAACAGUGCGGCCAUGGCAGAACCACAGCCCGCAUCCAGCGGCCUCACCGACGAGGCUGCCCUCGGUUGCUGCUCCGACCCGGAUCCCAGCACUAAGGAUUUUCUGUUGCAGCAGACCAUGCUACGAAUUAAGGAUCCUAAGAAGUCAUUGGAUUUUUAUACUAGAGUUCUUGGAAUGACGCUACUCCAAAAAUUAGAUUUUCCCACUAUGAAAUUCUCACUGUAUUUCUUGGCUUAUGAGGAAAAAAAUGACAUCCCAAAAGAUAAAGAUGAAAAAGUAGCAUGGGUAUUCUCCAGGAAAGCUACCCUUGAACUGACACACAAUUGGGGCACGGAAGAUGAUGAGACCCAGAGUUACCACAGUGGCAACUCAGACCCUCGAGGAUUUGGUCACAUUGGAAUCGCUGUUCCUGAUGUACAUGGUGCUUGUAAAAGAUUUGAAGAGCUGGGAGUCAAAUUUGUGAAGAAACCUGACGAUGGUAAAAUGAAAGGCCUGGCAUUUAUCCAAGAUCCUGAUGGCUACUGGAUUGAAAUUUUGAAUCCUAACAAAAUGACAACUAUUAUUUAGUUCUGUGAGAAUACUGCUUUGCAAUUUCAGUGAAGACCUUGUGGGAAGUAAAAAAGGAAAUGGUGUGAUUCAGGACAUUCAGAUAACAGAAACAUCUAGGACUGAAGAAUCAUUGUCCCAAUUUAAGAUUAUUCUGAAGUCCACUCCCCUUUCCUAGUUCAGCUAUGUUUUUCACCUAACUGUUCAGUCAUUGUGAUUUUAAAGUAGUGCUUUGUCUUAGGUCCUUGAAUUUAGUUAAAAAACUUUACUUUUUAAGGUAAUAAUUAGAACAGUUCCCUUCAGAGGCUGCAUUUGCCUUCUUUCUCCUAAAUAUGAUUUCUCUACAAGUCUGCCUUUGAAUCAUCAUUCUCAAAAAAAAAAAAAAAAUUAACAAGUUUUUGUUGUGGUUACCUUCGGGGGUUUCAAUUCCUCAGAAAUAACUUUUCCCAAUGAAAAGUAAAGAACACUGAACAAAAAUGAAACCUCGUGUAUACUUCAAAUAGUAUAAAGUGUUUAUUUUACAAAAGAGAAGCAAGUCAGAAUCAGACUGACAAGGAUGUUGACAGCAAAACUAAUUUCUUCUUACUUACAAAGUACUUUCAAAGUUCAAGGACUAACCUCUUUAUUUGGGGAUGCGGCAGUGGAUGGGAAGAAUAUUUACUGGGUAUACAGACACUGGGCUAGGCUGUCACAUACUGUAUCUCAUUUAAUCCUCCCAGCUAUCCUCUAUCCUGUGAGAAAGAAGGCAGACUAGACAUGUAAAAUAACUUUAAUGAAUUGAGGCAAUAUAAAUAGGCUCAAGUACUCGAGAUCUGAUUCUCAUUUUUAGUAUUUAGAUUGCACUUCAAAAAUGAGUACCUCACAAGACCUCCUCCACUCGCCUCUGUUGUGAAAACUUUUGGCGAGUUUGAACGUUGUCCUCUCAGACGUAGGGCCUGAGCACUGCGGAGAGGGAAGGAACAGCAGAGGAAGUCUGUAGCACACAACUGUUCUGGGGACACCUGCUAAUUCCUGGGCAAGCCGUGCCUGUGUCACUCGUGAAGAGCCCCUACCCCAAGGUCUUCCUGAUGCCAGUAAUCAUUUAGGAUAAAUGAUGUUCAGUGAUAACAUAAUUAUCAGGAAUCAGCUCAAUGGUCUUCCUUGCCAUGAUUGAUAUUUGAUGGGUUUUAAAAAAUCAAACUGAUUUUGACAAUCUCAUGGCCCAGAGAAAUAACAUCCAGUUUGUGGUUUGCCUAACAUUUAGAUUUUCGGAAGACCUUUGGGUAGAUUGUGUCGACGGUGCUUACACUGCUAGAAGCACUUGACAUUUCCUUUUUGGAUAGAACAGACUAUGUGAGCAAUUCAAACAAAUAGCAGUACUUACAGAUGGAAAUAAAAUAAAAUUUCAAAUAAGACUGUU